AGGAUGAUUGUAGUACUAAACGUUUUAUCUUUGGUAAUAUAGUGCAAGGCCCAUUUGGAUUCAGAAAUCUAGAGACCAUAAACCAUUGUAAUCUGGAGUGUUCACAAAUUUUCUAUUGGAAGUGGAAUAUAUUCUUAGUAAUUACAUUGUCACAGGUCCAAUUGGUAAAAAUUUUGGAUACCUAUACGCAAGGAUAAAAGUGAUCCAAUUUUUCCCAAUUUUGCUUUUGAUUGAAAGAAAUUAAAAAUGGCGGAUAAGCUAGCCAACAGAAGGAGGAGAUAUUGAUAAACUAAGCUGGUGGUCUUUGAUAACGAGCAGCGAAGAAGAAGGAGAAUAUGCUCAAAUGGAUAAAGAACAUGGAGGAGAAUAUACUGCAAAUAAGGGAAAAUUUAUAUUUUUUAGAUCUUUGGACGAAGAGUACAAGCUUCUUGCAGAUCUGAGUGGGUUUGAAAAUCUACAAGCUUUGUUCAAAGCUGAAGCUUUCAGGAAGAAGAGGAAGACAAACAAUAAGCUGCUGGAGCAGAAGAUCGUCGAAGCUCAUGACCAAGUUAAUACAGAAAAAGAAGAAAAGCAGAUUAACACCAGUCAAGAUGAAGAAAUGGUGUCCAUGGAAACAGAAUCCAGUUUGAAAAACUCCAAUUCUGUGUUCCCAAAACUCCUUGUUAAUACAGAAAAAGAAGAAGAGCAGAUGAACAAUGGUCAAGAUGCAAAAAUGGUGUCCGUGGAAACAGAAUCUGGUGUGAAAAACUCCAAUUCCGUGUUUCGAAAACUGCUUCGUGGACCAAGAUAUUUUGAUCCGCCAGAACAUAGCAGUUUUGCCUGUCGUCGUUGUGGUGAGGGAGGUCAUACAGGGAAAAAUUGCACAGCUCAGAAGCGGAGGAGGCCGUGUUCUCUUUGUGGGAGUUUGGGGCAUAGAAGGAGGCGUUGCAAGCUGAAUUGCUUUUCCUGUAGAUCAAGAGGACAUCUUGCUAGAGAUUGCCCAUACAAGGACCAAGAAGAUAAUCCAAGUGACAGAAUUUGUCUAAGAUGUGGAGAUUCAGGGCAUGAUAUGUUUUCAUGUUCAAAUGACUACUCUCCUGAUGAUCUUAAGGGAAUACAGUGUUAUGUAUGCAAAUCUUUUGGUCAUCUAUGUUGUGUUGAUUCAACUUCUGCGGUUCCAGUAAAUCUUUCUUGUUACAAUUGUGGCCAAUAUGGCCAUCUAGGUUCGGUUUGCAUGAAGACAUGCCGAUAUACUAGUGGCAAAUUUCGAGCUUUAUGCCAUGUUGAUAGGAAGGUCGUUUUACAAGAGGAUGCCCAGAUACUGUGAAGGUUGUGCACACAUAUUUGGUGUUUACCUGUACUCAAGGCUUUUAUCACAAUCAACUAACACUAUUUUUCCUUUUGUGGGAAAAAUGAAAAUCCAUCUCGGUGAUAACCAGAAGGUGAAUAAGAAAAAGUACAAUUUUGCACCUUGUAUGUUGUAACCUUUGUCAGUGGUUAGAAUCCAGGAAAACAAUGAAGAAAACUGUUCAAAACUCGAAAUAUAGGGAUGAAUGGAGUGUCUUUUUUGACAGAAUGUAAAGGUAAAUGCUGCUUUUGAGGUUGGCAGAACAAGGAGAUAAUUAUAACAGUUGACAGCAAAUUAGACCUCCCUCUUUAAUGUUUGUCUCUUGGUUCUAGGGACUUUAUAAAUGAUGUUCGGGGUGAGAUCUAAAACUUUUUCCUUGCUUUGUAGAACAUGUCUUUUCCACCAUAAGUGACCCCUCACUCUUUAUGCAUUCUUCUGAUAUUUGAUGAGAUAUUUCAAGGUGCAGAACUGAACUGCAGUGUUGUCCCUCUACUGCAUUUGACCCAUUUGGAGUCCUCUAUAUCUCAAAAAAAUCCAAGUAAUAUUUCCGGGAACGGGAUUCAACUUAAGCAAGCUUCAAUCCAUAACGAUUGAAUAUUGAAGCAUGGGAAUACUAGGUUUGACAGUGAAGAAGGGACCGAGUUCUGUAUGCAUGCGUACUUGUAAACUGCAUUGAGAUACGAGUGAAACCGCAUCUAAACAGAAAGGUGAGGGUCAACACCCCUCGUAUGGAACGCAUGGUAUUCCUUCAAGUCUAAAUUAAAACUUGGAGACUAUAUAAAUAUAUAUACAUUUUAUUGUUCUUAUUUUUUUUUUUCUGUUGUUGUUGUUGUUGUCUAAUAUAACAGCUCAACUAAUUACUGUUUGUUUGGUAUAAAGUGGUUCUCUUUUAUGGA
This is a messenger RNA of Ziziphus jujuba (common jujube), 2223 nucleotides long. RefSeq lists its product as uncharacterized. The transcript is spliced from 7 exons. NCBI's taxonomy places the organism in Eukaryota, Viridiplantae, Streptophyta, Magnoliopsida, Rosales, Rhamnaceae. Gene Ontology annotation, molecular function: nucleic acid binding; zinc ion binding. The coding region runs from base 344 to 1306 and encodes 320 amino acids. The record is from RefSeq and is a predicted model, not a curated record.